Messenger RNA from Juglans microcarpa x Juglans regia, 486 nucleotides. Its product is annotated as fructose-bisphosphate aldolase 2, chloroplastic-like. NCBI's taxonomy places the organism in Eukaryota, Viridiplantae, Streptophyta, Magnoliopsida, Fagales, Juglandaceae. The transcript has 5 exons. Bases 1 to 486 code for a protein of 161 amino acids. Gene Ontology annotation, cellular component: cytosol. The record is from RefSeq and is a predicted model, not a curated record. Gene Ontology annotation, molecular function: fructose-bisphosphate aldolase activity. Gene Ontology annotation, biological process: glycolytic process; fructose 1,6-bisphosphate metabolic process.
AUGAUUUCUGCAUUCCUUUAUAUCAGGAUUGAUCCUCCUGAUCAGGCCAACCACCAGGCAUGCCAGCGCUGCUUGUCACUUCCGGGGCUUGGCCAGUACACAUCGGGUGCCAUCCUCUUCGAGGAAACACUCUUACCAAUUGAGUCAUUGACCACCAAAGGCAGGAGGAUUGUUGAUGCGCUUGUUGAACCAAACAUCAUCCCGGGUAUUAAGGUCGACAAGGGUCUGGUUCCCUUGGCUGGUUCAAACAAUGAAUCAUGGCGAGCGAACGUUCGCAUCCCCAACGGCCCAUCUGCACUGGCUGUGAAGGAGGCAGCCUCGGGUCUAGCUCGAUAUGCUAAUAUUUCUCAGUUUUUGUCAGGUGGCCAAUCUGAAGUUGAGGCUACCCUGAACUUGAAUGCAAUGAACCAAGCCCCCAACCCAUGGCAUGUGUCACUCUCAUAUGCCAGAGCCCUUCAGAACACCUGCCCCAAGAAGUGGGGAUGA